This is a messenger RNA of Fusarium poae, 417 nucleotides long. RefSeq lists its product as uncharacterized. Bases 1 to 417 code for a protein of 138 amino acids. The record is from RefSeq and is a predicted model, not a curated record. NCBI's taxonomy places the organism in Eukaryota, Fungi, Ascomycota, Sordariomycetes, Hypocreales, Nectriaceae. The transcript is spliced from 3 exons.
AUGCAACUCAUUACACUCCCCGCCCUCGCGCUUUUUGUUACGUCAGCACUGGCAGCGGACUGUCUAGGCGGAGCUAAUAGCGGUGUUACCAAACUGCGUGACGCCUACUGGGAUGCUCGCCAGAAGAUGUGUAGCAACUCUGACUGUGCCUACCAGCAGACCUGUACAGUACAAGCCGCCAAAAGCUAUCAAUUUGAAUCCACCAAAAAGGACGGACCGCGCUUCAUAAGGCAUACCAUUAAUGUCUCCCUGAUGCGUAAGAAUACUGGGGGUCAGAAGGGAUUCAAGGACUGCUGGGACGCUACUGAAAACAUCAUCUCUCAGUGCGUUGAUGGUCAGGAGAAGUUGGUCGGAACAUGGGAGUAUAAUGGUCAACUCUAUCAAUUUGAUGGGGAAAUUACUACCGUGACUUGGUGA